Molecule: messenger RNA, 2516 nt
Organism: Vigna angularis (adzuki bean)
Lineage: Eukaryota; Viridiplantae; Streptophyta; Magnoliopsida; Fabales; Fabaceae
Exons: 14
Coding region: 289-1944 (551 amino acids)
Biological process (GO): alternative mRNA splicing, via spliceosome
Cellular component (GO): cytoplasm; nuclear body
Molecular function (GO): protein binding; ribonucleoprotein complex binding
Source: RefSeq, a predicted model, not a curated record
AAUUGGAUGAACCACACCGAUGCAAUUCAAGUGAGAAGCUUUCUAAUGCCUUCCAAGCUCAUAAAUUAUUUUAUUUUAAUUCAAUUAUUCUGUAAGGGUUCAUCCACCGUAUGAACACAAGAACCCUUUCAAUCCUUCUUUGUUUCACAUAUACCCAAUUCAACUUUCACGCUUUCAUUCUACGCAAACCGACUCUGUUUUCAUGAACCCUCGUUCAUGCUCCUUACGAAAUCGAUGUUGUGAUUUCACCAUUUUUUUGGUGUGUUAAGCAGAGGAAAUUCAGAAGGCAUGGAAAAUUCCCAAGAUGAACCACUUCCUCCAGGUGUUCCUUCGUGGCCAAACUAUGCCCUUGCCGCUCCUUCACCUCAAUACCCUUUUCCUCCCAACGCCCCCAACAACCUUCAACAUGAAAUUCGCCCUUCCAAUUCUAAUCUUACUGUGAACACUAGAGUGGAUGAUGCCACAGUUACAGUUUCAAAUAACAUCGCUUCGAACUACUAUGGAGCACAGUUCAAUGGGUCGCGCGACAUUGAUAUUGCUGCUCAGGAUGCAGUACUGCGCGAACAAGAAAUUGCGAUGCAAAAUGUCAUAAGGAGUCAAAGGGAGGGAAGAACUGCUGUUGCACCUAACGAGGACAAUUUGGAUAUAUUCUCGGAGCGGCGUGACCCCAACGCUUUGAAGGAGCAUCUGUUGAAAAUGGCCACAGAGCAUAGGGCUGAAAUGGCUGUGAAACGUGGGAAAGCUGCACGUGUGGAAGAAGAUAAGCCUGGAGGAACCUCCGAAUUAUCCAUUUCUGCAGCAGCAACACCACCACUAGCAUUUUCUCCAACGUCAACUUAUAUGUUUUCAUCCGAAGCAUCCAAAGUUGAGAACUCUUCACUUGUUGGUAACACAGAAAUAGGCAAUGGAUAUGGUGUGCCCGGUGGAGGUGCCUAUUAUGAUGGUCCAAAACUUAAUACUGCUGCAGUAGGUAACAGUGCCAUCAGUCAGUCUGAUCCUAUACUCGAUAGAUGUUCAGAACAGAAACCUGCAGCUAAAGAAUUGCCUGAGUACCUCAAGCAGAGGUUGAGAGCUAGGGGUAUUCUUGGAGACAAUUCAUGCACGGCAGAUCUUAAAGCCACUGCAGAUGAAGUUACGGAAUAUCGAAAGUUGCCACCAGGAUGGGUUGAGGCAAAAGAUCCUGGAAGUGGGGCAUGUUAUUAUUAUAAUGAAAGUACAGGAAAGAGUCAAUGGGAAAAGCCUCAAGAAUCAUACUUAACUGAGCAAUCACCAUCAUCUUCACAUCUCCCAGAAAAUUGGGUGGAGUCAUUGGAUGAAACAACAGGUCAUAAGUAUUAUUACAAUACAAAAACUCAUAUAUCACAAUGGGAGAGGCCUAAUUUAGCUCACGAAGUUUCUGUUGGUGAUGGAUAUGACCAAUCAUCUAAUUUACCACGGUGCAUGAGAUGUGGUGGGUGGGGUGUUGGCCUUGUUCAAGCAUGGGGUUACUGCAAUCACUGUACAAGGGUUCUGAAUCUUCCUCAAUGUCAGUAUUUGUCCUCAAGUUUGAACAAUCAGCAAAGCAGUGCUGCACAUCCCUCUCAAAUUUCAGACAAUAAGUCUAACAAAGAGAGGACCAGUUCGAAACCUCCAUUUCACAAAGGAAGCAGAAAAGGGGGAAAGAAACGUGCUCAUGCAGAGGAUGAUGAGUUGGAUCCCAUGGACCCUAGCUCCUAUUCUGAUGCUCCUCGUGGUGGCUGGGUCGUGGGUCUGAAAGGUGUGCAGCCACGAGCAGCUGACACAACAGCAACAGGUCCUCUCUUUCAACAACGACCAUAUCCAUCUCCUGGAGCUGUUUUGCGGAAGAAUGCUGAAAUUGCUUCUCAGAAGAAGAAACCAAAUUCACAUUUUACUCCCAUUUCCAAAAGGGGUGAUGGAAGUGAUGGGCUUGGUGAUGCAGAUUAGAACCAUCUUAUCAGAAUAAUGAGCUCAUUUGUCUUAUUCUUUUUGCCAAGUGGAUGAAAUUUAUCAGAUACAUUUUACUCUAAUAUCCAGGAGUUAGAUAAGGAUGUCACUGCAUUGGCAAAACCAUCUGUGCUGUUGUGCAGUAAUACUGUGACUUACUGCAAAUACUGGAAAAUGAUCACCAGUUCAAUGUUAUAACCAAAUGGCUGAACGGAAUAUACUUGAAGCAUUCUGACGGGUGAUGAUGAAAAUGGAACUCGGCUUGGCAGGCAUUCAUGAGCAGAAACGUCAUAACCAUAUGAUUUUUCACGAUUGGAAAAAUCUAGAACCUCAAGGUUGUGUGAGAAAGGAAAUUCUGAGCCUUCCAACAUGGUCUGUGCUCAUUCUUUUUGUUCAUCAUUAUAGCUAGUCAUGUUAAUUUUCUUUUUUCAUUAUAGUACGAUGGUAUUUUAUGAUGGUUGAUGGAGAUGUGUGUAGUCCAGAUCUUCUUCACUUUCUUGGAAUACCUGUAUUUGGUGUAGAUUCUCAGAUUUCAUGUAUCGUUCUUUUAUAAAAAUUGGGACAUAACAGCA